Hemiscyllium ocellatum (epaulette shark) is the source of this 1987-nucleotide messenger RNA. It is a transcript of the gene cdc20, whose product is annotated as cell division cycle 20 homolog. Lineage: Eukaryota; Metazoa; Chordata; Chondrichthyes; Orectolobiformes; Hemiscylliidae. Gene Ontology annotation, cellular component: anaphase-promoting complex. Gene Ontology annotation, molecular function: protein binding; ubiquitin ligase activator activity; anaphase-promoting complex binding. The transcript is spliced from 11 exons. The record is from RefSeq and is a predicted model, not a curated record. The coding region runs from base 164 to 1762 and encodes 532 amino acids. Gene Ontology annotation, biological process: positive regulation of anaphase-promoting complex-dependent catabolic process; positive regulation of ubiquitin protein ligase activity; anaphase-promoting complex-dependent catabolic process.
GAGUCUGGCCUGCGAAAACAGCGAGAUCAUUUUCUUUCCUUGACUUUUUUUUUCGCUCUGCCUCAAUUUGAGGCUCGGAUUGGGUUGGGUUGUAUUAUACUGGCAGAUCCUGUCGAGGAUUUUAUUUUCACACGGCGGCCCGUGGGAAUCAGGAGCUCACUACAUGAAGGAGGCACAGGGAUGUGAAUCCCCAGGAUGUUUGAGAAGGGUGAAUAUGUCUCAAUUUGUUUUUGAGAGCGACAUCAACAACCUUCUGAAGUUGGAUGCUCCCAUAACAAAUGGGCCGUUGGCUAGGUGGCAGCGGAAAGCAAAGGAAAACAACAUUGUUUCUGGGUCAAUGUCAACUUCAGCUAAUACCAGUGGUCUAUCACCAAUGAAAACUACAAAUCGAUCACUUAAUGCAUCAAAGGUAGUGACACCCUGCAAGACGCCAGGAAAAACGAAAACUCCCAAAUCUUCAAAAAGUUCCCGAGUUCAAGGGACACCAUCAAAAGCAGGUGGUGAUCGUUAUAUUCCAGUCCGUAAUGCAGCACAAAUGGAGGUGGCACAUUUCUUAAUCUCUAAAGAAAAUGAGCAAGAAAAUGAAUCUCCAACCAAGAAAGAGCAGCAGAAGACCUGGUCCUUGAACUUGAAUGGUUAUGAUGUUCAGCAGGCAAAAGUUCUUCGUAUGAGUGGGAAACCUCUUGCUGCUCCAGAAGGUUACCAGAAUAAUCUGAAAGUUCUGUACAGUCAGUCAAUGACACCAAGUUCCACCAAGAAGACCACUCGGUACAUUCCCUCAAUGCCAGAGAGAAUCUUGGAUGCUCCAGAGAUCAGAAAUGAUUACUACUUAAAUCUAAUUGACUGGAGCUCACUGAACUACUUGGCUGUGGGCCUUGGGAAUAACGUGUAUCUCUGGCAUGCUGAAACUGGUCAGAUCCUACUGCUUGUGCAGCUGGAAGGUCAGGAGGAUUACGUUGCUUCUGUAUCAUGGAUAAAAGAAGGCAACUAUCUAGCUGUUGGAACAAGGAAUGGAGAGGUUCAGGUUUGGGAUGUUGAGCGCCAGAAACGUCUAAGGAAUAUGGUGAGUCACACUGUACGAGUAGGAGCACUCAGUUGGAACAGUUAUAUUCUAUCCAGUGGCUCCAGAACAGGUCAAAUUCACCAUCAUGAUGUUCGUGUGGCAGAACAUCAUGUAUCUACUCUGACUGGACACACUCAGGAGGUCUGUGGCUUAAAGUGGUCGCCAGAUGGGAGGUAUCUUGCUAGUGGUGGGAAUGACAACAUUCUGAAUAUCUGGCCUAGUGUCCCUGGGAAUGAUGCAGAGUGCUCACCAUUGCAUACGUUCACACAGCACCAGGGUGCUGUUAAGGCAGUUGCCUGGUGUCCUUGGCAAGCAAGUAUUCUUGCAAGUGGUGGUGGUACCAGCGAUCGGUUCAUUCGUCUCUGGAAUGCUAACACUGGAUCUUGUUUGAAUUCUGUAGAUACACGAUCACAGGUCUGUUCCAUAGUCUGGUCAACAGAAUACAAAGAAUUGGUGUCUGGUCAUGGAUUCUCUCAAAAUCAGCUGGUAAUCUGGAAGUACCCAAACCUGUCCAAAGUAGCUGAGCUCAAAGGUCAUCAAGCUCGUGUGCUGGAUCUUGCUCUAAGUCCAGAUGGAACUACAGUAUGUUCUGUGGCUGCGGAUGAAACAAUCAGAAUCUGGAAGUGCUUUGCUGUGGACCCAGCAAAAAAGAAAAAGAUGACCAAUCAAUCCAGUGUGCUGCAUCAUGGCAUUCGAUAAAGCAUUUGCUGCUCUGGACAAGUAUACAAGGGAAGUUUCACUCAAAGGAACCAAGACUUUCAGUUUGAAAACUUUUGUAAAUGUGUUUAAACUAUACAUUCUGAAGGAAGCAUGUUUAGCAAAUUUGCAUUAUUCUAAUCCUUAACCAUUGAUUACAAAUUCAGAAUUAUUUGCAUGUUGAAUGGGAGAUUUUUAUCACUUUGGUAUUGUUUCUGUACAUAAACU